Molecule: messenger RNA, 1394 nt
Organism: Trametes versicolor FP-101664 SS1
Lineage: Eukaryota; Fungi; Basidiomycota; Agaricomycetes; Polyporales; Polyporaceae
Exons: 8
Coding region: 14-1138 (374 amino acids)
Source: RefSeq, a predicted model, not a curated record
CCCAUUCGUCGCUAUGUCCUCCGCGUUCAACCCUUCCGAUGUACUGUCCGGUAUCAUAAACGAUGCCGCUUCGGCCAUUGAGAGACGCAACACCGGUCUGAACUGGCACUGGCUCGAUGUCAGGAACAACAUAAUAGACCUGGUGACACGCACCAUCGGACUUGGUCUAUUCACAUCUAUCGCCGUUGCAUUGCUGUACAUCGUCAUCUCGAGAAAGUGGAGAGAUGGUGUGACGGCACUCAUUCUCAUCACCGUCCUCCCGGACUGCUUGUCCCAGUUCACCGUAUGGCUCGCGGUUCUUUCUAGGCUUGCGCAAACGUACUCUUUGAUGCGCGCCAGCAUACUCGACAUCGGCGUUCUGGCGGAAAGGAUCUCCGCGUGCGCGAACGACCCGCAAUGCGAAAAAACAAUGGCAUAUGCUCUCUGGAACAGCAAGCCCGAGUACACGGCCAACGGUUGCGUCGGUACCGCGUUGAUAGCUUCUGACCGAAUCUUGCACGCCGCGGUGAUCUGCGGCGCAGCUGUCGUCUUUCUGCUCAGUGCUAAGCGACUAGGGGCGGUGACCGGAUUGCUCUUGUUCGCCCCGCUCGUGGCGGCCUGUGUCUCCGCGGUCAUGCACGUCAAGCGCGUCUGCCGCCCGGACCCUAUCGUGGUCCCUGGAGCCACCUUUCUGAGGGUUUCUACCCACUGGGAGAUAUUCCACCCGAAAGGGAUAGACCCCACCACGACGCGAUUGUUGCAGCUCACGAGCGCGGUAGCGCUGCUGCUCAUCGUCCAUUACUUUUGGACGAACCGCGGAGCGCUCAAGCUGUUCCUCAAGGACGGUCCCAAACGCGGUCAGUUCACCUACUGGGUGGUUGUGACGUUCGUACUGCCUAUGUGCGUGAACAGGGGGUGGUAUUUGUUGAGAGGCGCAUACCGCCCUGGGCCAAACAUGCUGGUCCUCCAGUAUGCCUUCUUCUCCGCAGGCGAUGCGCUCCUCGUCCCGCUCAUGGUCAUCUACCCUGGGAUCGCCCAGCUGGUGCAGAAGAUAUGGAAGGAACGCAAUCCCGAAAGCGAUCCAGUCAUCCCUGCCCCGGAGAAAUGUGACGCGCUAGCUGCUGUUGAUGAUGCUGAAAAGAACGAGCCGGUGUUGUGAGCGGAUGACGAUUCGCAGGACCAAUUUCUAUACAUGUGGGGAUUAAUGGACCACCCCUGGGCUCGUCAUUAACUGUGUCUUGCUUCCAUGCCAUGAACAAAGUAGAGGACUCUGCUUCUUGUACAAUUGAUCGAUGAUAUUUAUGCGUCCCUCGAUAUUAUGAUUCGCUUGUGGCAAUAUCCCUGCUCGACUUCGGGUUUGGUCCUUGCUAGAUCAGCGCGGUGGUAGAUGCCCGCGCACCUUCAGCUUAACGAUA